Kalmanozyma brasiliensis GHG001 is the source of this 813-nucleotide messenger RNA. Its product is annotated as RNA recognition motif domain protein. The record is from RefSeq and is a predicted model, not a curated record. Gene Ontology annotation, biological process: mRNA splicing, via spliceosome. Gene Ontology annotation, molecular function: RNA binding. NCBI's taxonomy places the organism in Eukaryota, Fungi, Basidiomycota, Ustilaginomycetes, Ustilaginales. The transcript has a single exon. Gene Ontology annotation, cellular component: nuclear speck. Bases 1 to 813 code for a protein of 270 amino acids.
AUGUCCGGACGAGGCUACGAUCGAGGCUACGACGACCGUGACGACCGCGGACCUCGCGGCGGCGGAGGCCGCGGCGGUCGUGGUGGUGGACGAGACCGUGCUCCUCCCACCACGCUCUUCGUCGCCGGCUUCCCACCCAACAUGCGCGCCAAGGACCUCGCCUACGAGUUCGAGCGCAUGGGUCCCUUGAUCCGCUGCGACAUCCCCGCACUCAAAUCUGCCACUGCUACCCCCUACGCCUUCAUCGAGUACGAGGACCCGCGCGAUGCCGAUGCCGCUUUCCGCGAAAUGCACGGGAUGCGAUUCGGCAGGAACGAGAUCUCGAUUCAGUUUGCCAAGAACGCUCCCUCGUCCAGCUGGAGGUUUGACGGUCCUUCGCGAGGCCCGCCUCCCCCGCCUGCGUACGGUGGUGGUCGUGGCGGUGGUCGCGAAGACCGUCCUCGUCCGGAUAUCCCGCCCCCGCCUCAGAGGCCCCAGCUGUCCAAGGAGGAAGAGGAGGAGGCCGACCGCGCAGCUGAGGAGCGUGCCCGCAAGCGUGCCGCCGCCCGCCGCGAGCGCUCUCCCGAGCCUCGCAGGGACGACGACGCCGACUACCCCGAAGAGCGAAGAGGUGGCGACUCGCGCCGCCGUGAUGACGACGACGAGCGUCGCGAGAACGGUGACAGUGCGGCUGCCAACGGCAACGGCAACGGCGCCGAGGAUGCGCAGCCCAAAGAUGACGGCGCCAACGACGCUUCCGAAGCUGCUGCUGCUGCUGACGCCAAGGACGGCGAGGCCGACCCUGCGGCUGGCUGGGUAAGCAAGGACGAGUGA